Naumovozyma castellii is the source of this 1089-nucleotide messenger RNA. RefSeq names its product NAD-dependent histone deacetylase HST4 (gene HST4). The coding region runs from base 1 to 1089 and encodes 362 amino acids. The record is from RefSeq and is a predicted model, not a curated record. NCBI's taxonomy places the organism in Eukaryota, Fungi, Ascomycota, Saccharomycetes, Saccharomycetales, Saccharomycetaceae. The transcript has a single exon.
AUGCCCAAAUUACAACAGCAACAGCUGCCGCUAACGCCUCCACCAUCUACCAUAAAGGUACCAUCCACUUCUGCCACCCUCUAUGACUUAAAUUCAAUAGACAUAAAGCCAAAGAGGCUUAUAACUCAAUUGAAGAAAUUAUCACCAAGAAAACCACCAUUAAGAUAUCGUCCCAUUGAAAAUACAAUACUCUCAUUGCGAGAUUAUCAGGAUGGUCUCAUAAAACCUUCAAAUAAAGAAUUAAAAUUUUUGCAAUAUGCAUUGACACAUUGCCAAAGAAUAGUUGUCAUUGCUGGGGCUGGUAUCUCAACUCAUGCAGGGAUACCUGAUUUCAGAUCAUCUUCCAAAUCAAGUCUUUUGAUGAACAACUCUACAAAAUCAUUAUUCGAUUAUAAUUAUGUUUAUUCGGAUAAUGAAACCACUUUACGUUUCAAUACAUUGAUGAACAAAUUGAAUAAGAUGUCAAGAGAGGCCUCCCCCACUAAAUUCCAUACUUUUCUCAAUGAAUUAGCUUCUCAAGGUAGACUAUUGAGAUCAUAUACUCAAAAUAUUGAUGGAUUGGAGAAUAAAUUGGAUGAUCUGAGGGAAAAAACGAUUCAAUUGCAUGGAGAUGUCAAUUUGAUGAGUUGCACGUUAUGUCAUAAGACAUCGCCUUAUGACUCUACUUUAUUUAAAUCGAAUACUUCACAAAAUGGUUCUCUGGUACCUGACUGCACCCAUUGCAUGGAAAUGCAAAAUAUGAGACGAGAAGCCGGGCUAAGGAAUCGAAGUAUUGGAAAAUUAAGACCAAAAGUUAUAUUAUAUAACGAAUUACAUCCAGAUGGUGAAGAAAUCGCCAAAUGGAAUAGAUUGGAUGUAAAGAAAGUUCCUGAUUGUCUAAUCAUCGUUGGUACUACAUUGAGAAUUCCAGGUGUCAUUAAUAUGGUGAAAGCCUUUGCUGAGAAAGUCCGUUCAAGGAAAAAUGGAAUUAUAUUGCUAAUUACAAACGAGCCUCCUUCACAAAGAAUCUUGAAGCUUAUUGGGAACACCGAUUUGGUCGUCCUGGGUGAUUGCCAAGAACUUCCGAAUUUAAUCCAAUGGAAAAUCUAA